This is a messenger RNA of Pongo pygmaeus (Bornean orangutan), 3122 nucleotides long. RefSeq names its product RAB42, member RAS oncogene family (gene RAB42). Gene Ontology annotation, molecular function: GTP binding; GTPase activity. Bases 305 to 961 code for a protein of 218 amino acids. Lineage: Eukaryota; Metazoa; Chordata; Mammalia; Primates; Hominidae. The transcript has 2 exons. The record is from RefSeq and is a predicted model, not a curated record.
UAAGGAAUGAGUGAGGUGGACGCUUUAGCGCUGUGAGUCUCCUCCCCAUGCCUCUCCUCACUUCAUCUAGUUUAGUCCCUUUAUCCUGUGAAGUAGGGGUCAUCAUUAGCCCCCUUUCACAGAGGAGAGAAUUGAGGCUUCGAGACAGAGAAACUUGGCCAGGAGUUUCCACUCGGUCCGACGCCCUCGGUGGCUGGGCGCGGGGAGCGGGAGGCGGCGCCGGCGGGGCCCCGGGUAGGGGCGGGGUCGAGGCGCGGACAAAACGGCCGCGGGGCGGCGGGGCGGCGGGGCGGCGGACGCGGCCAUGGAGGCCGAGGGCUGCCGCUACCAAUUUCGGGUCGCGCUGCUGGGGGACGCGGCGGUGGGCAAGACGUCGCUGCUGCGGAGCUACGUGGCGGGCGCGCCUGGCGCCCCGGAGCCCGAGCCCGAGCCCGAGCCCACGGUGGGCGCCGAGUGCUACCGCCGCGCGCUGCAGCUGCGGGCCGGGCCGCGGGUCAAGCUGCAGCUCUGGGACACCGCGGGCCACGAGCGCUUCAGGUGCAUCACCAGAUCCUUUUACCGGAAUGUGGUGGGUGUCCUGCUGGUCUUUGAUGUGACAAACAGGAAGUCCUUUGAACACAUCCAAGACUGGCACCAAGAGGUCAUGGCCACUCAGGGCCCGGACAAGGUCAUCUUCCUGCUGGUUGGCCACAAGAGUGACCUGCAGAGCACCCGCUGUGUCUCAGCCCAGGAGGCCGAGGAGCUAGCUGCCUCCCUGGGCAUGGUCUUCGUGGAGACCUCGGUUAAAAACAACUGCAAUGUGGACCUGGCCUUUGACACCCUCGCUGAUGCUAUCCAGCAGGCCCUGCAGCAGGGGGACAUCAAGCUAGAAGAGGGCUGGGGGGGUGUCCGGCUCAUCCAUAAGACCCAAAUCCCCAGGUCCCCCAGCAGGAAGCAGCACCCAGGCCCAUGCCAGUGUUGACUCUAGAAGAGAAAGGGUUAAAGCAGUCCCAGCCUUAGCCCACCUGGUGGGAUGGGGAGUGUUAGUAUCUCUCUGGAGGACAAAUGACAGAAGGGUUCAUAUAAACAGUAUCCUGACACAGUCAUGCUUCCUGGAUUUUGGAGUUGAGGCUUUCUACAGAAAAGAAAGGUCUGAUGGCCAGGCAUGGUGGCUCACGCCUGUAAUCCUAGCAUUUUCGGAGGCCAAGGACAGCAGAGCACCUGAGGUCAGGAGUUUGAGACCAGCCUGGCCAACAUGGUGAAACCCCGUCUCUAUUAAAAAUACAAAAAUUAGCCAGGCGUGGUGGUGCAUGCCUGUAAUCCCAGUUACUCCGGAGGCUAAGGCAGGAGAAUCGCUUGAACCUAGGAGGCAGAGAUUGUAGUAAGCCAAGACUGCGCCACUGCACUCCAGCCUGGGCAACAGAGUGAGACUCUGUUUCAAAAGAAAAGAAAAGAAAGGCCUGAGAGACCAGAUGUACAACUUCCUGUCCUUGAGCCUCAGUGUCCUUAUCUAUCGAUGGGGCUCAUAAAAGAUCCCACCUUGCAAGGAGGUGGUGACCACGAAUGAGACAGUGGACAGGAUGUGCUCACCCAGAGCCUGCUGUGCUGUGAGUUGAAUGACAAAAGCUCUCAUUCCCACUCCCUUUUUCUUGGUUGCGAUGUGGCCACUCUGGCAGCAUUCCUGGGCUCAGACACUGAGAAGCCAGCGUCAGGAAGCUGCUGCAUGGGCAAAGGCAGGUGUGGGGAAUUCCAGGGGGAGCUUGGCUUGGAGGCUCCUUACAUCCUCAGGCUAAAAUGAUUCUGGGCAUGGGAUUAAUAUGUGAUGUCAAACCCAGGGUUGCUGGCCAAUGCCCCCACCCUAGGCCCAGGGGCUGAAAAAUGGAUGUUGGAGGCUGGGAUGAACAUGAAUGUGUAGCUACUAUGUCGGGCACACAGUGGCCACUGUGAUGAGCCACCAAGAUCCCCCUUUCUUGCUGGGGAACCCAUCAACCCUCUCCCCAGUUGCUGGAGUGCCGCUGGAUGAUGGAUUUCAGCUUGUCCCACUCUCUGGGAAAGGCCCUCCCUUCAGGGCAGCCCGUAUCCAAAGUCCAUCUCCUGGGGGGCCUUAAAGGCCUUUCCCUCUUGCUCCAGCUCUGGACAACUCUGAAAGUCAAACCCAACUUUAUCAGUCUCUGUGGGCUUCAUUGAGGACACUGUUGUGACAUCAUAGCCAAGUUAUCCCCUUGCCCAAUCCUGCUUCCUUUUCUUCCCCAACAGGUAUCCAUUUCAAGAAUAUCCCCUAAUAAACAUCUGCACACUCAUCUCCAUCUCAGAAUCUGCCUCCUGGUAACCUAACCUACGACAGGAACUGCUAGGCAGGGAAUGUCCUGGGAGCAAUUAGGGAAGGCUUCAUGGAAGAGACACUGUUUAUGUUAGGCCGAAUCUCAGCAGGUGUAGGGUUUAGUGGGUAUCAUUGUGCUGUAGCAAAAAGCACAGCCACUUUGCUGGGUGCAGUGGCUCACGCCUGUAAUCCCAGCACUUUCGGAGGCCUAGGCAGGCAGUUCACUUGAGGUCGGGAGUUUGAGACCAGUAUGGCCAACAUGGCGAAACUCUGUCUAUACUAAAAAUACAAAACUUAGCUGGGUGUGGUGGCUCAUGCCUGUAAUCCUAGCACUUAGGAGGCUGAAGCAUGAGAAUUGCUUGAACCCAGGAGGCAGAGGUUGCAGCGAGCCACAAUCCCGCUACUGCACUCCAGCCCUCUAACUUGGGUGGCAGAGCAACACUCCGUCUUAAAAAAAGAAAAGAAAAAAGCAGUCACUUAACUCUCUUUUGUGACCUCGAGCUAGUUACUUGGCCUCCUUGAGCCUCGGUUUCCUCCUCAGUCAGUAACAUGAGACUGAUAAUCCCUCCUUCCUAGGGUUCUUAGAAGGUUUUCAGAAUGAGUUUCUUAGCUUCCUCCCCAUGGAGAUGGGGCUGAGGGGUCUUCCUGGGCACUUGGUCCUGCCUCUUUUUUUUUUUUUAAACCCAUAAAAAUUCACCUGUUUUAUUUUGUGGGGGUUGGGGAAUAUCCAUUACCUCAGACAUUUAUAUUUUAUUUGUAUUACAAACAAUCCAGUUAUACUUUAUUUCUAAAUGUACAAUAAAUUACUGUUGACUAUAGUCAA